Molecule: messenger RNA, 1387 nt
Organism: Andrographis paniculata
Lineage: Eukaryota; Viridiplantae; Streptophyta; Magnoliopsida; Lamiales; Acanthaceae
Exons: 1
Coding region: 190-1233 (347 amino acids)
Source: RefSeq, a predicted model, not a curated record
CCCCCACCCCAUCCCACCCCACCCCUCCUUCAUCAAGACUUCAUUACCACUAAUUUGUUAAUCAUUUGUACUUUUGGUCAAGCUAAGCAACGAACAUAUAAAUAAAUACAACCAGAUAAUCCAUCCAUCAUAUUUUCAUCCCCAAUUUCAAAAUUAGGGUUUCGAUCGGACCCCCAAUUUCUCCCCACCAUGGGCUGCACAGCUUCUCGCUCCGCCAAUUUCAUCACCCACCGACAGGAUUCCGCCUCCAAUUCGCCGCCGUCUCCCCGUCCCACGUUGUCGGAUCCUUCCUCGCCGCCGGUCGCCAGAGCGCAGUCCCUCCCGACCCCUCUGGUGCACCACCCCCCCCUGAAGAAAGGCGACUCCAAUCACUUCGUCGCCCUCACUUCCACCACCUACGGCUCCAUCGUGAUCGUCGAUUCUCCAAACCCUAGGUCCAGCGGCCACGAUUUGCCGAUCCCGUCGGCCGCCAUUGGAACCGGAAAGCCCCACAAUUUCGAAGAUCCCUUAUCCCCUGAUUCAGUCAUCAACACUUGGGAACUCAUGGAAGGCCUCAACGACGAAGACGACGACGAAUUUAAUUACCACAUUGUAGAUUCUCCAGCUCCAAUUAUGGAGUCCUAUGAUAUCGUGGAUCACCCUGUCGUAAAAUCCCUCUGGAAGCAUUUAUCCGACGAGUCCAUUGCCGGUCCGGCGACAUUCUCCGAUCAUCUAAACACCCAUCCCCGAGGCUUCCGGAAGCUCGAAGAAAUGCCGGCCGAAUCAAUCAAUCCGGCCGGCGCCGAGGAUCGAAUCAUCCUCUAUUACACUAGCUUGAGGGGAAUAAGGAAGACAUACGAGGAAUGCUGUGCCGUGCGCGCGAUCUUCAGGGGAUUUCGAGUGAUCGUCGACGAGAGGGACAUUUCGAUGGAUCGAUCGUACCGGAUCGAAUUGCAAGAAGCGUUGAAAGGGCGAGUAUUCGGUCUGCCGCGAGCGUUUAUCAACGGGAAGUGCGUCGGCGGGGCUGAGGAGAUCAAGGAGAUGAACGAAUCCGGUGAAUUGGCGAGGUUGUUGGAAGCAUUUCCGACGAUCGAUUUAGGGUGCGUGUGCGAGAAUUGCGGGGAUGCGAGGUUUGUGCCGUGCUCAAAUUGCAAUGGGAGUCGAAAGAUUUACCGGGAGACGGAAGUGGCGGCGAGGGAAUGCCCGGAGUGUAAUGAGAACGGGUUGGUCCGAUGCUCCGGUUGCGGGCAUUGAUUUAGGUUCGUUCGAUGUAUCCGUCGUCGGUUCGACUUUGAAGUGUUUAUUUAUAUAUGUGUAUAUAUACGGGUGGUUAUUGUUCGGCUCGACUCGGCUCGGGUGUUUAUUGAGGAAUUUGUGAAUGUUUCUUGAAUAAUAAGGUUGAAGUUUA